CUUGGAGAUUUUGUCUCAACAACAACGUUUUUUUAUUCUCAAUAUUAUUUAUAAGUGAUCACUAUUUUAUCUUCAUCUUCCUUUUCAUCAUCAUCAUCAUCAUCAUAUUUUUCCGAACAUUUCAUAUAAGUGAACAUGAUCCAGUUUGAAUUAAAUGGAAUCGACUUUUUUUAUUCUUUCGCUUUUCCGAGUUACGCUUUUUCUUCAUCUUCUAUUACCAUUGGAUAAUAUUGGAAUUUUUUUUUCUUUUUCUUCUCUUUGGCUUAAAUAUCUUCAUUAAUCUCCCUGUGACUCUCUAAUUCUCUUUAGUGUUUAAGUUUAUUCUAAUUUACUUUCUACAUUUAAACAUCUUCCUUUUUGUUUCUGGAAUAUUAACAAACAAAACAUUUCAUCUUCUACUUGGUUUUUUUUUCUAUAGAGAAAACAAAAUUCCAUAUUCGUUUAAUGAUUUUCUCUUCAUCAUCAUUAAUAUCAUGGACUUGAUUACUUUAAUUUUCUUCACGAGUCUAGAUAAUUACCAUUGUUUAUUCCAUGUUAAUGCUGGUUUAUUAUCACUGAAGUUCAAGGCUCUCAAAAGCUAAAUCUGAUUCUUUUGAUAAGCUACCUUUGGAUUUUUUUUGUUCUUCAUCAACUUCAGUGUAAUUUUCUAUUCUACUGAUUUUUUCUCUUUAAAAAGUCAUCAACAUGAUCAUUAAUCUUUUGAUUACCAUUUGGAUACUUUUGAUACCAACCUGUUUAACAUAUCAUCAUCCUUUCAGUCAAUUUGGUGAUAAUGAUGAAAACUCAUCUCCAUCUUAUAAUAAUCAUAAUGGUGGAUUUUCAAAUGUUCAUGGAAGUAGAUCAUCACUUUAUGGAUCCUUGUCACAAUCUUCACCAUUUUCUAGAUCUAAUCAGGGUAGACUAUUGUUAGAAAGAGCUCAAUCUUCACCUUUAGCAUCAUCAGCAGUUAAAAGUAGUGAUCAUUAUAACCAUAAAUGGAGACCUAAAAGUUACAUUUGCAAUAAAUCUAUGCCUCUUGGCAUGCAAUCGGGUGCCAUUAAAAAUGACCAAUUAACAGCUUCAUCUACAUAUAAUGAGCAAAGUGUUGGUCCUCGAUUUGCUCGUUUUGGUAAAGAUGAAUCUGGUGGUGCUUGGUGUCCAAAAGCACAAUUGAAUCAGGACACUUCGGGUAACGAGUGGAUCCAAGUCAAUCUAACUGAUCGCUAUGUGAUUACCUCUGUUGCCACUCAAGGACGUUUCGGCAAUGGAAAUGGUCGUGAAUAUUUAGAAGAGUAUUUUAUUGAAUAUUCUCGUGAUUUUGGUGUUUCAUGGACUCGAUGGAAAACCUCAAAAGGUCAAACCCAUUUAAAGGGAAACAAUGACACUUAUUCAAAUGUAACCAACAUCUUAGAUUUACCGAUUGUAGGUGCCAACAUGAUUCGUCUUUUCCCUUUUGCGAAACAUUAUCGAACUGUUUGCCUUAGAUUUGAAUUGUUUGGUUGUCCAUACAAAGAUGGACCUUUAUCCUAUUCCAUGCCUGACGGUGCCUUUGGAGGACGUUAUGGUGAUCUAAUUGAUGAUUCAUACGAUGGAAUUCGUGAUCAACGUAAAUACCUUUCCCGUGGAUUAGGUCAAUUAGUUGAUGGGAUUAAAGCUCAUGAAGAUUAUAAAGUAAACUCGGGCUACGAGUGGAUAGGCUGGGAGGCUGGCAAUGAGACUGUUGAAAUUGUCUUCGAAUUUGGUGAACUUCGUAACUUUAGUUCGGUAAUGUUGUUUACUCAUAAUCUUUUCAGUAAACAUAUAGAAGUUUUCAGUUCAGCUCGAAUUUAUUUCUCCUUUGAUGGUGCCCGUUGGUCAAAAAGUCCACUGACCAUGGAAUAUCAACCAGACCAUAUAACGGAAUCACCAAGAGAUGUGAUCAUUAACCUUGGUAAUAAGGUUUCAAAGUUUAUUAAGUUUUCCCUUAAAUUUGCCUCCAAACUCUUGUUAAUCAGUGAGGUUAAAUUUAAUUCAUUUCCAGUUUCUGGGGAUUACAAUCAACUGAUGGAUGAUUUGGAGAGCCUUGAGGUUACCCAAGAUCCCGUCGAACCUGAUGAUCAAGGUGGACCAUCAAUGCUCAGCAUUUUCAUCAUUAUUUUCUCUCUCAUACUAUUGGUCUCCGUUGCUAUCGGUAGUUUCAUCUUAUAUCGUCGUUAUUUUCAUGGUCGCAAUAAAACUGAUCACUUUUUAACUAUUGGAACAAAUUAUCUUGAUUCGAUUGGUGAUCCAUGUAAAGGAGCAACAACACCAGUUUAUUGUGAUCCCGAUGAAAUUAAUAAUUAUCAUAGAGGGGGAGGAGGUAAUCAUCAUCCUCAUCAUUUACUCCUUCAACAGCAACAAUUAACAACUCUUUUACAUCAACAAAAUCAUCAACAAUUACGAUAUGAUCAUGAAUAUGCUGUGCCCGAUGUAUGUAACUAUCCAAAUGGAAACUCAAGUGUUAACAAUAAGACAACAAAACAUUUAAUUUCUAACCCAUUAUCUAAUCUGGAUAAGUUUGUGAAAGAAACAAAUUAUGUCAAUUAUAGUAAACAUAAUAAUGUUAUAAUUGGUGAUAAUAAUUCAUGUGAUUACAAUGAUUUAAAACCAUUAGCAGAUAAAAGUGACCAUGAACCAACCUUAAUAAAGGUUAACAGUGGAACAACUUUAAUCAACGGACUUGCCAAUUCGACAAGUGUCAAUAAUAGUGUUGUAUUACCACCCCCACCACCUUCAAAUCAGAUUACAACUGAUGCUGAUGAUGAAGAUGAAGACGACGACGAUGAUCAAGAUGUUGAUCAUCCUUCAAACGUUAUUAAUCCUUUAAUUGACGUUAAUCAUAUGUAUUUGCUCAAACAAAAUAAUCACCAUCAUCAACCUUCACCAAAUCACCAUCAGCACCAUCAUCAGUUAUCAUCAUCAAACUCAUCAUCACCCAAUAAUUUGACUACAUCAACAACAACAAAUUCACCCUCUUCUCCUUCACCCAAAUAUGGUACAAUAACCACAGCAACUCAACGGUUUUUGACCUCAUCAAAUGUAAAUAAACAGCGCCAAGGAUAUAGAGCAGUAGCCAUGUCAUCAACCGGACGUCGUGGAGAUCGACGAUGAUGGAACUAUUUAUUAUCGUCAUUUACCAUUUAAGGAAUUAUAUUGAUGAUAAUUAAUCUUGAGAAAAAAAAACGAAAGAAACUAUUAAGUAACAAGGAAGGAGGAUGAUGAUGAUAGGGGAGUGAGAAGAAGACAAAAAAAACAAGCGAUGAUGAUAAUAUGCGAGUGAGAUUGGUGAUGCAAGAAGAAGAUGAUGAAGAAGUAGUAGUAAGAUGAUAACCAGAAAAUUGGCCUUAAAAAUAGAGUAUAUAUCACAACAAUUGAUGAUGAUUAUUUGAAACUCAAUUAAUCAAGGCUUAUCAUAUUUCGCCAAAGGAUGAUGACCUUUUUCACUCUCACUCUGUCUUUUCUUUCAUCAUCAUCUUUGUUAAACUACUUCAUCAUUUUCACUUUUUUUUUUGCUGUUUCUCAUCUUUCUCUCAUUCUCUCCAUCAAUUCAGUGUCUUCCUUUCUGAUAUUUGUCUCUUAUCUUUUUCUCAAUAUUUUUCAAUCUUCUUUCAUAUUUCCGAUCUUUACACUGUCUCUUUCUCUGUUUCUUUCUUCCUCUUCUCGAUCAUCAUCUUUUAUCAUCCUUGACCUGAUCCUUACACCCGCCUUGUAAGAUAGUAUAUAUUGUGUAUAUAUUUGUGUAAUAUCGAUGAAAAAAAGUGAUGAUUUACUUGAGUGUUGAUCGAAAUCAAAUUGAUCUCACAUAUGUUUGUAUAUAAUAUAAACAACAACAAAUGAUUAUGAUGAAAUAUAUCAUAACAUCACUGAUGAAGUCCCUUUAAAAAAAAGAUAACAUCAUCAUUAUCAUCAUCAUGAUAAUUUGUUCUCAUAUCCUCCCACCUUGACUUGAUCCUAAAUGAUGUAAAACAUUAACUGGUGACCACUGCCAAUUUCCGCCCGCCAUCAAUUCAGCUGAUUUCGGACAUAAUCAUCAUCAUCAACAACAAACAUCAACCCAGAGAGCGCCUUUGAUAAAAGGUAGAAAUGAUGAAAAUCUCAUCAGUAAAACAGAUCAACCAAAAAACAAAACGAUUUUGAUUAAUCUAAAUUUUGUUAAAACGCUACAAUUAGUGUGAUUAUAUUAACAAUUUAGUCAAAUGAUGAAAAAAGACUCACGAAUAACAAACGCCAAUGAUUUAAAUGAAGAUGACAAGUUUUCAAAAAGAGGAAGAUAUCGAGUCAUAAUUAAAGGGAGACAAUUAAUACAAACAAUUAAUAUUAAUGAACAUAUUGUAAUUUAUAACAACAAAUUGAUGCUAAUAAUUAAAUUGAAAAUUUUUUAUAUUUUUUUCAAAAUAAAACAAUCAACAAACAAUUCACACGAAAA
This is a messenger RNA of Panonychus citri (citrus red mite), 4423 nucleotides long. RefSeq lists its product as uncharacterized. NCBI's taxonomy places the organism in Eukaryota, Metazoa, Arthropoda, Arachnida, Trombidiformes, Tetranychidae. The record is from RefSeq and is a predicted model, not a curated record. The transcript has 2 exons. Bases 685 to 3108 code for a protein of 807 amino acids.